AUGGUCGGUUUCCAGCAGCUGGAACGCAAGUACUCGAAACUUGCCAACGAACUAAGACGCACGCAAGCCGCUGUAAAGACCGACAUCAAGAGCGAGAGCCCAGCGCCCAUUGGUACCUCCUGCGAGAUGAAAAACAUCACGGGAACUGACUGCGGUCCUCCGUGCCCUGGUCACACCAAAUUUCAGCUCAGUGAAGCAAGGCUUCGCAAAGCCAACAAUGACCUCAUCACCUCCGGACGGCUUCAAUCAUUUCGCGAGGGUCCGCGCACUGCCCCUUAUGCGCCUUUCAUCACGACACAACUUGAAGCAGGUUUGAAGACGGUCCUCCGCUGCUUCACCACAUACUCCCUCGCUCUCAAUGGCCGUGCACAGAUUGCAGUUUCAAGGCUCGGGGCGGAGGUUGAGGCUGUCCGUUCUGCUGCCGAAGACUACCUGUCAAAGCUCGAGGACUGUCGCCGAGAUGUCGAAGAGCAACUUGCCUCCAAGAUGACAUAUCAUGCGAAAUGCCUGUGUGAUUCUCUGGAUCUAAACAUGAGGAUUCCCAAGUCACGAGACCCAGAACACCUCAAUUUAACCCUCGAGGGUCACACGGCAGAUCAGGUGUAG
Molecule: messenger RNA, 606 nt
Organism: Vanrija pseudolonga
Lineage: Eukaryota; Fungi; Basidiomycota; Tremellomycetes; Trichosporonales; Trichosporonaceae
Exons: 1
Coding region: 1-606 (201 amino acids)
Source: RefSeq, a predicted model, not a curated record